Lycium ferocissimum is the source of this 1852-nucleotide messenger RNA. RefSeq names its product ethylene-responsive transcription factor 5-like. Gene Ontology annotation, biological process: regulation of DNA-templated transcription. The record is from RefSeq and is a predicted model, not a curated record. Lineage: Eukaryota; Viridiplantae; Streptophyta; Magnoliopsida; Solanales; Solanaceae. Gene Ontology annotation, molecular function: DNA binding; DNA-binding transcription factor activity. The transcript is spliced from 4 exons. Bases 382 to 1419 code for a protein of 345 amino acids.
CUUUAACGUAUUUGGGAAUAUUUUUUAAGAAAAUCCCUAACAAUAAUCAAAAACAUGUGUCCCUUUGCUGGCUUUGGAACCCACCGCCCUAACCCCACCGUCACCGUCACCGUUGCUCUUCGCCGCCGGUAACUUUUCACGGCAGUAAAGGUUACUUAAAAAUAUUAUGGAUGGUUACCUACAAUAAUUUCUUAAUUGACUCGAUAGAUUACAAAAUCCAGUCUUAUCGAUAGAUUACAAAAUCCAGUCUUAGGUACCUAGUGUGCUCCGCCACCGCUUCUUAUAUACUUGGAAUCUUCAUAACUAUGAAGCCACAGAGUGAAGAUUCAGAAAAUCAGAGUUACUGGUUUGUCUGAGAGCUUUUGAGUUUCUUUUCAAGCAAUGGCCUCCAAGGAUGAGCCUCAGGAAAAUGAGGCAGUCGAAAAACGCUCAGAAAUUGACAGAGUUGAAAAAUCCACCAACCAAGUGGGCGAAAGUUCUGUUGUCUUGCCGCGUGUUGUACGUAUUUACAUGCCGGAUAGUGACGCCACAGACUCGUCUAGUGACGAGGAGGAGAAGCUUGAAGGAGGGAAGUCCGAGCGACAUGAAAGGACGUGCAUAAAGGAAAUCAUCAUUGAAAAUGGAAAGACCAGGGUCAUUUCCAAGAAGACGUCCAAAGAGAAGAAAGAUAUAAAGCUGCUGCAAGAAAAUGUGAAGAAGCCCAAGGGAGUUAGACAACGAAAAUGGGGAAAAUGGGCAGCAGAGAUUCGAGAUACAAGAAACAAAACUCGACUUUGGUUGGGCACUUUUGACACUGCUGAAGAAGCUGCUUUGGCUUAUAACAAGGCAGCUACUGAAAUAAGAGCAAUGGCCUCCAAGGAAGAGCUUCAGGAAAAAGAGGGAGUCAAAAGAACCCCAGAAAUUGACGCAGUUGAAAAAUCCACCAAUCAAGUGGGCAAAAUUUUCUUGCCGAGUAUUGUACGUAUGCACGUGCCAGACCAUGACACCACGGACGACUCGUCUAGCGACGAGGCCGAGAAGGUUGAAGAAGAGAAGUCUGAGGGACAUGAAAGGACGUGUGUAAAGGAAAUCAUCACCAAGAAUGGAAAGACCAAGGUCAUUUCAAAGAAGACGUCCAAAGAGAAGAAAGACUUAAAUCUUCUGCAAGAAAAUGUGAAUAAGUACAGGGGAGUUAGACGGCGAAAAUGGGGCAAGUGGGCAGCAGAGAUUCGAGAUACAAGAAAGAAAACUCGGGUUUGGUUGGGAACUUUUGACACCGCUAUAGAAGCUGCUUUGGCUUAUGACAAGGCAGCCAUUGAAAUAAGAGGUGCUAAUGCUUUGACAAACAUCCUCAAGCCACCACCGAAGAAGAUCAACCACAUCAAAAUCAACUUCAUCGUGCCACCGCUCAGGGAGACAGAAGGCGGAUCCAUAGCUUAGUUAAACAUGAUGGGUUCAACCUACCAUAGGCAGAUCCAUUGUACCUUUGAAAUUAUGAGCUCAAAAGUUGAUAUUUGUUGAACUUUUAGUAGUUUUUCACAUAUACAUCGAUGGACCAUGUGAAGAAUACUAGGUUCAUUUGAACCCAUUAAACAAAGGCUGCAUCCGCCUCUGGGGAGAUCAACUUCUUCAGGCCAACAUCUUUAUCCACCGUUGAUGCCAGGUCUUGAAAAUGUUUUACUGUUUAGUUGUACAUUAUCUGAAGUGUCAAACUUGGCUAGUUUCCAACUAAUUGGGAUGGUCUUAAAGCAUGUACAGUGGUAUGGUAAUGCUUUUUAAAUUUGUUGCCUGUCUUGAUGUAGAGGAAGGAAACUGCAGGUUGCUUCUGUUAACUGCUUAUACUUCAUUUUGGAAGUUUCUCUUUUUGACUGUG